Molecule: messenger RNA, 1623 nt
Organism: Komagataella phaffii GS115
Lineage: Eukaryota; Fungi; Ascomycota; Pichiomycetes; Pichiales; Pichiaceae
Product: Dicarboxylic amino acid permease
Exons: 1
Coding region: 1-1623 (540 amino acids)
Biological process (GO): amino acid transmembrane transport
Cellular component (GO): membrane
Molecular function (GO): amino acid transmembrane transporter activity
Source: RefSeq, a predicted model, not a curated record
AUGUCAGAACUAAAGUCUGAAUUAGACACAAGCACAGACCUAAAAAAAACCCUCAACGCCCGUAAUGUUUCCAUUAUUGCAAUGGGGGGAGGUAUUGGAGUGGGCUUGAUGGUUGGAACUGCAAAAGCACUUUAUGAUGCUGGCCCAGGUGCAGUACUGAUAUCUUUCCUAGCUGUAGGAAUGAUUGCCUUUGGUGUUAUCGCUGCAAUCGGGGAAAUGGCCACGUUUAUUCCCUGUGAUUUUGCUGGUUACGCCCAUCGUUACUGUCAUCCUGCAUUGGGAUUUGCAACUGGAUGGACCUAUAUGCUACUCUAUUUAUUCUCCAUGCCCAACCAAAUUGUCUCUACCAGUUUGGUCAUGGAGUUUUGGGUCAGCACCGAUCAAGUUAAUUCGGGAGUUUGGAUAUUUGUUUUUAUGGUAGUAGUGUGGGUUGCCAACUUAUUACCCGUAAAAUAUUUUGGAAAUUUUGAAUGCGUGCUUUCUUCUGUUAAAAUAAUCACCAUUGUGGGGUUGUGGAUUGUUAUGAUGGUCAUCAUGUCAGGAGGAGCCCCCAACCGCCAACCAUCAGGAUUCCGCUACUGGCAUGAUCCGGGUGCCUUCAGAGAUUAUCAUCAGGCAACCGUGAUAGAAGGACCAAAAGGUAAAGCUUUGUCGUUUAUGUCGGUAAUGGUUAAUGCUGUUUUCUCUUAUGUGGGGAUUGAAUUCGUCUGUGUCGCAAUUGUUGAGGCAGAAAAUCCAAGAAGAGCUUUACCAAAAGCCAUCAAACUGACCUUCUGGAGAAUCAUAUUGAUCUACUGCUUUACAGUGUUCUUACUUGGAUGCUGUGUGCCAUCUAAUGAUCCGUUAAUGGAACAAGCCAUCAAAUCAACCACAUCUGCCGCGUCUUCUCCGUUCGUUGUUGCAAUGAAAAUAGCAAAAAUCAACGGACUACCGCAUCUAAUCAACGGUUGUAUCCUGUUAUUUGCAGUCUCUUCAGCCACUUCCGACUUCUACGUAGCUGUAAGAACAUUGCAUGGACUGGCUGUGAAAAGGCAGGCUCCAAGGAUCUUUGCUCAGACCACAAAGCACGGUGUGCCAAUCUACGGGGUUCUUGUUGGGUGUGGAUUUUCCCUUUUGGCUUUCAUGACCUUGACCUCUUCUGCUAGAACAGUGUUCAAUUACUUUGUCAAUGUCGUUUCUGUAUUUGGGCUGUUAGUUUGGAUAUCAUUACUAGUUGCUCAUAUUUCAUUUAUGAAAGCAAUUAAGAAACAAAACUUUGAUCGAAACAGCUUCCUACCGUGGCGAGCACCUUUCCAGCCAUUGUAUUCUUAUGUUUGCAUUCUAUUUUGCAUUGUCAUUGUCCUGAUGAACAACUUUGGAGUGUUUCUUGGGGACAAAUUUGAUUAUAAGAAUUUCAUCACUGGAUACAUUGGAAUUCCUAUCUAUCUGGCAUUAUUGGGAGGCUACAAAUUGAUGAACAAAAGUAAAAGAGUAAGUUCUUCCGAAUGUGAUCUGUUUACAGGUAAGGCCACAAUAGAUGAAGAUGAAAAGAGGUUGAAAAAUAAGGAAUUGGAACAAAGAAAAGGAAGAGAAGGGACAGUAAUGCUCUGGUUAGAGGACCACUUAAUCAACCAUUUUGUAUAG